Molecule: messenger RNA, 3369 nt
Organism: Notothenia coriiceps (black rockcod)
Lineage: Eukaryota; Metazoa; Chordata; Actinopteri; Perciformes; Nototheniidae
Product: potassium voltage-gated channel subfamily D member 3
Exons: 4
Coding region: 59-658 (199 amino acids)
Biological process (GO): potassium ion transport
Cellular component (GO): voltage-gated potassium channel complex
Molecular function (GO): voltage-gated potassium channel activity
Source: RefSeq, a predicted model, not a curated record
CCAGACUGGCCAGGAUAAGAAUAUCCAAAUCCAGCGCCAGCGCCUUUCUGCACAACAAAUGCAACGGCCUGCUCAACGAACUGCUAGAGCUGACGAAGAGGAUGAUCAGAAGCUGAAUAAGUCAACGUCUCUGUUAGAGAGCCAACACCACCACCUACUGAACUGUCUGGAGAAAACCACUGCUCAUGAGUUUGUAGACGAGCAGAUAUACGAGCAGAACUGUUUGGACACGGCGCUGCAGAGCUACCACUCACGCAGCCCGUCUGUAUCCAGCAACGACGAAUCUGUGGGCACCUGCUGUGGCUGCAGGACAAAGAAAAACACUCCUCUGCCCUGCAGCCCCCCCGUCCCCACACAGCAGAGCCCCCUGCAGGAGCUCAGUGCCUUCCACAUAGGCUCUGGAGGGUCCCACACCACCAGUCGAUCAAAGCUCAACCUGAAAACGAAUGACAGCGUCAGGAUCAACUGUAAAGGAGAACGUAUCACCACAGCGAUCAUCAGCCUCCCGUCCCCUCCCUCUUUAAACCCCGAUGCUGCCGGCCUCCGCGGGCCCCCACAGAGGAGGCCCCCCCCGCCCCCUGGUCACCCUGCAGCGCCGAGCAUCCAGACCACAGCAAGCUCAGCUGGAAUCAACAUCUUCAAAGUGUCCGCUCUGUAACUCUCUGACAGGGGUAACUCAUCUCAGCUGGAGGAAAGAAGCGGGGAGGAGGAGGAGGCGAAGCAGGUCAUACUAACUCUAAUGACCCUGUGAGACGGGACGUGGUGCGUCAACAGGAGGAGGAGCUGUACUCCAGAGGAGCUUUAGAGAAGCAGAUGAUGUGCAGACAAUACUGAGGUACAGGAUUGUAUAUGUGAAUUGAAAAAAAAUAGUCACUGCAUUUCUAAUAGUUUCUAACAGCAGUACAUAUGUUUGACAGCAGGCAGUGUGGAAAAGAUUGAAAGACAUUUUGCAGUUAGCUUAUCUGUACAUCAGCAUAUGCUGUCAACGUACCACAAAUUCACGGUAACAUUUUAAGUGGAUAUACCGUGAAACUGUAAAGGUAUUUCAAAUGUGUUUAAAGAAAGAUGCAGAAACGUUUUUAAAUGUGUUUACUUGAAUUUGAUUGGUCCUGUUUGUGUUACGUGUUGUUUGUCUCAAGUAUUUUGAGGAAAAAAAACGAUUACACUUUUAGGUUGCUUUACAGCAUCAUGUGCAAAGUCACGGUACGAUGCUGCUGAUAUGUGAGCUUGAUGUGUCUAAAAGAGAAAAGAGAUGGGGCCAUUUCUUAAAUGUCAAUGUCUGACUUGAGUUUGAGGCUGACCUGAUACUGUCUUCAUACCUUAAAGGGUUUCCUAAUGAGGUUAAACGUUUCAACAUGAUACCACACAAUUACUUUCAAGGAUGAUGAUUAAAAAGAAAAAGGCCAACAAUGAAAAAAACAAAAACCAUCGAUGUGUUAGUCUGUCUCAAACUUCUGACCUCUUCUCUGUGGCACUCAAGAUUAUUUGUUACUACUAAAGACAAAAUUAGAAAAGGUACAAUAGCAAAAAAAAACUUGGCACUGAAGUUGGAUACAUCUCAAGAUUACCACAGAGCAACAGAGUGGUCUUUAUGGGAAAGCAUCAGUGUCCAUGUUCACUGUAAUUCAACAGCAUGUCAUCCAGUGUAGAUUUCUGACGUGUGUUUAUAGAGGAUACAAAGGAAUAAGCUUAUAUCAGGCUUCGGCCUAUGAAAAAUAUUGAAUAUUUACAGCCAUAUCCCUUAAAUGCAUACGGUACAUUUCUACCAAACGAGUACAUGAUCCUGUUUGUAUAAAUGUGCUUUUAGUAGUGUGGAAUAAUUAAAUCUGCAGCUGCUGCGCUGCCUCUACCCGUUGAGUGUUGUACGCUGAGGGGACAUGAGAAAAUUAUAAUGUGUGUAUUCAUUAUGAGCACGAGUGGGCAUUUUAGGUAAUGAAUGCAAAAAAGGUUGAGCACCACUCUCAUUUCAAGCAGCAUCUGCUGAACAUUACAGGGAGGUCAACUCAUGAUCAAUCCAUGUUUUUCAAGCUUCAAAGCCACACUAAAAGAAAGCAGAUUGUUUACAAAAAGUUACAACAAGGUUACAUAUGUAAAUAUAAAAGUGUAUCUGGGGCAUCUGAUGACUUAAAGCAGAAAUGUGAAUGCGCAAAUUGGCUGUACCAUGUUGUGUAUUGAGUUAAACUGUCAAGGAAGAGAUGAUAUUUCACUGCAGUGGGUUCAGGAGAUGUAAGCUAAACUACCAGAAAUAAAGUAUUACAUUUAUUUCAAAACUUAAAGUAUUAAAAUGUACAGGAAGUAAAUGUGCUAGUUUGAAAGAAUAAUCCAAAUCGGAAGUCCCUUUUCUGGCUGUUCCUGCAUCAAACAUGCUUUACAUUAAAGUCAACGUAGAUUAUAACACAAAGAUCUGUGGAUGAAAUCACAACGGCUGCAGAGAAUGCAUUUGAACGGAUUCAUCUCUGACGAAAACCUUGCGAUAGAGUAGAAAUCCUUGGAAAAAGGGCAUUAAGAGGACCUUGAGCCAGGAUAGUUCUCUGAGAAAUGUUCCAAGGUUGAUAUGAAGCUUUGAAGCCAUUAGCAGCUCGAACAUGAUCAUCUGAACGAUGGCCACAAGAUGGCAGCAAUGAUGCAUUCUGACAUUAAAAGAAUAAUAAUUAGGAAGAAAUAAAAGAUAAUUGGGUCUUGUUUAUGGACUAACUCUUGAUUUCAUAUUCUUUUUUUUCUUCCUUCGAGUUGUUUUUUGAUUGACGCCCGGUGUUUGGAAUAGUUUGUGACUUCUUGCAAAGUGUGCUAUGGUUAUCUGUGUCGACUAUGUGUUUAAACGUCUUCAUUGUUUUGUGGAAGCUACGAUCAAAUGAAAUAGUUUUGACUGUAUCUGUAUACUUUGUGUUCUUUCCUGUAGUGUGUCACGUUUUAAAACCCAGGUGAAUGUACUUGUGCCAAAAGAGUCACUUUUCCAUCCUCUGUAGGAACAACAAAGUAGUUGAACUCUUUAUUAUAAAACUGUGUAAAAACAUUACACACCCUUUAGAUACUUUUUCCUUUUAUGCUAAAAACUAUUAUUUAUAACUGCAAAACUUGGAUCUUGGUUGACUCGUUAUACAUACACAUUAGAGCUUUUCACAGUUUCAUACAGACCGUGCUUCAACAGCAGAAAGCCUGCUCUCACACGGUGAUGAUGUAUGAUGAACAUGUGUUGUGAUAUUAAGAUGGAGUUGGUAUUAAAGGGUGGGGGUCCCUUUUUGAAAAGUCUUAGCAUUGCUGUAUGUGUUGUUUUAUCUUUUUGAGCUGAGCUUUCUGUCUGUUUCUGUCUUUACAGUACUCUGUCAUUUUAUUUGUUAUAACAGCUAUGAAGUGACGGAUGAGAAAUAC